Dimorphilus gyrociliatus is the source of this 795-nucleotide messenger RNA. NCBI's taxonomy places the organism in Eukaryota, Metazoa, Annelida, Polychaeta, Dinophilidae. The record is from the annotation of a GenBank genome assembly.
GUGCCUAACGAAGGAAAUGCGAAGAGUGUUGUUUUUCGCGACCUCUGCUAGAGUCCCACUUUCUUGCUUGUUUUUCGGUCGGAGCCGCUCCACAAUGGUAGGUAUUUUUAAUUUCAAAACAUAUAGUCUAUAGUAAAAGUUAUCGGUUUCAGAGCGGUUUCUUUGACUUUCUGCUAUGUAAAACUUUUAAAUACAUCAUAAUUUUGAUAGCUCUGGGAUUGGGUUUACAAUUUGUAGGCAUAAAUUAUGUAGACGAAAUAAAAAGUGUUUUUCAGGCAGAGGCAGAUUCCUGGAAGAAAGCGUCAUCAAUUUACGACUUCACCGUGAAAGAUAUAGAUGGAAAUGAAGUUUCUCUAAAAAAAUAUGAGUUUCACUGAUUCAAACUACAAACAACUGCAAGCUUUGCACGAAGAGCUAGCAGAUUCUGGGUUACGUAUUUUGGGUUUUCCCUGUAAUCAAUUUGGAGGUCAGGAACCUGGUACAAAUGAAGAAAUAAAAGCUUUUGCCCAAGAUAAAUAUGGUGUUAAAUUUGAUAUGUUCUCUAAAAUCGAGGUAAAUGGAAACAAUGCGGAUCCACUUUACAAAUAUUUGAAAAUGAAGCAAGGUGGAUUUUUAGGAGAUCGUAUUAAGUGGAAUUUCUCGAAGUUUCUUGUUGAUAAAAUGGGGCAACCAGUUGAUAGGUAUUCGCCAACGACUAGUCCCUUUGUAAUCAAUAAAAAAGGACAUAACAAAGCUGCUCUAAGUCUUUAUUACCAGUAUCCUGAUUACUUAACUUUAUAUUAUACUACGUAUUGA